AUGGAAAACGGGAAGGAGAAAAAUGAGUGGAUGUCUGUUCCUCAAUUUGGAGGAUGGGAUCAGAAGGCUGGAGUCGCUACUGAUUAUUCCAUGGUGUUUUCCCGAGCUCGGGCUAACAGGAAGCAGCACAAAACUGAGUUGAAUCGUCGCAGCCUCGGAAAUGAGCAAGAGCUUCUUGCUAAACAGCAGACUGAUGAUUCUGUCGUGGGGGUACUGGAUUCACUCAACAUUUGCUUCUCUGCCUGUGUACUUGUAGCUGGGGCAGGUCCUAAUCAAGCUCUGUAA
Ilex paraguariensis (yerba mate) is the source of this 285-nucleotide messenger RNA. Lineage: Eukaryota; Viridiplantae; Streptophyta; Magnoliopsida; Aquifoliales; Aquifoliaceae. The record is from the annotation of a GenBank genome assembly.